AUGGAGGCCCCGCGCGGGGAACGGGCCCGCUGGCUGGGGACCCUCCUGGCCGCCUGCCUGGCCACCCUGCCCGUCAUCAGCGCCUGUCCCCGGCCCUGCGCCUGCCACGGCCCCGCCGAGCUCCACUGCACCUUCCGCUACUUCAGCGCCGUCCCCCCGCGCAUCCCCGCGGACGUGCAGCGCAUCAACCUGGGCUACAACAGCCUGAGAAAACUGAGCCCUACAGACUUCGCUGGCCUGGAGAAACUGGAGUUACUGAUGCUGCACAGCAAUGAGAUCAGUGUGAUCCCUGAGAGGGUGUUCAGUGAUUUACGGUCACUACAGGUCUUAAAAAUGAGUUACAACAAGGUCAGGGUGCUUCAGCAGGGUGUGUUUUAUGGCCUGAAGAGCUUGGCACGGCUGCAUAUGGACCACAACCAAAUUGAAUUUGUAAAUCCCAAUGUUUUCUAUGGACUCACUUCCCUGAGGUUGGUCCACCUGGAUGGAAAUUUACUUCAGCAGUUGCAUCCAGACACUUUUGUCACCUUCCACUAUAGCCAAAUAUUCAAAAUAUCCUUCCUGAAGCACAUCUCUUUGUCUGACAAUAUGCUGACUUCACUUCCACAAGAAAUGUUUUCCUACAUGUCCGAGCUCGAGAGCAUUUACCUGCAUGGAAACCUCUGGUCCUGUGAUUGCAGCCUGCAGGGGUUCACAGAGUGGGCACAGGAGAGACCAGAUGUUAUAAAGUGUAGAAAAGACAGAAGUUCUGGUGCCCAGCAAUGCCCAGUCUGUGCUAGUCCCAGAAAUCAUAAUGGGAAGAGCUUAAUGGAUCUUCCUUCUGCAUCUGUCACCUGCAAUAAGCCAGUCAUACACGACUUCCUGAAAUCCAGAAACCUCACAGUGCCAGACGAUGGGGAUUUCGGUUCCGUGUCUCCCAAGGACUUCAUAGCUCCGAUAGGAUCCGUGGUUUUGAACAUGACUGACCAAGCAGGAAAUCGAGGCAACGUGGUCUGCAAUGUCCAAAAACCUAAAGAAAUGUCUCCCACCUCAUUUGACCAAGAUGGCAGCAGCACAGUGCUCCAAACCUCGUUCUCAGCAUUCCUGGUGUGUGGCAUCGAUCACGGACACAUCCAGCAGCUGUGGAGCAUCCUGGCACUGUACAGCAAUUCUCCCUUGAAAUUGGAGCGGACUGCUCAGGCAACUGAUGUGCCUUUUAUUAGUUACAAAUAUAAACAGGUCUACACUGAAAAAGAUGAACUUUUCACCAAUAUUGAGGCUGACCUGAGAGCUGAGCCAGCCUGGCUGAUGCAGAGCGUGGUGGCACUGCAGCUGGACAGGACAGCAACCACGCUCAGCACGCUGCACAUCCACUACUCCACCCGUGCCCGGGUCAGUGUGCCCAGUGCUGACAGCAGCCAGGGCAGCAACAACUGGGCCAUCAUCUACAGGGACAACAGCACCCAGAGAGAGCACACUGUGCUCGUCGGGGGGACCGUGGAACUGGGGUGCCAGGCAGCUGGGGAGCCAGCCCCUGCCGUGGAGUGGAUAUUGGCCGAUGGGAGCAGAGUGCGAGCUCCUCACAUCAGCGAGGACGGGAGAAUCAUCAUCCUCAGGGCCGGAACACUGACCUUGCGCACGGCUGAUGUGUUUGACACAGGGCUCUACCACUGCAUCGGCUCCAACAGCAACGAUGCCGACGCUCUGACGUUCAGAAUCACGGUGGUGGAUCCUCACGUGGAACACGACAGCGUAAAUGGAGCCCAGCUGUCGGCAGCUGUGGGCAGCACACUGCACCUGCCCUGCACAGCCACGGCUGCUCCCGACGCUGCCAUUACCUGGGUGUUGCCUGAGCUCACAGUUCUUCGUCACUCUGUAGGAAACAAACAUAUUUUUGGCAAUGGCACCUUGAGAGUAGAAGGGGUGACAGAGCGAGAUGGAGGGUACUUCCGAUGCAUUGCAGCCAACCAGUACGGUGUUGACCUUCUGGUUUUCCAAGUGCUAGUGAAACGGGAUGAAACCGCUCCAAAGAAAAGGCUUGGAGCUGUGGGAGAGUGGGAAGAGGGUGAUGGCUCUGGUAACGCACUGCUGGGCUCUGCUGCAGCACAGACACAUCCCUCAGCCACUCCAACCACCCUGACAGCUCAUCCGAAAUCCGCUGCAUCACCAUCCGGCAGCCGGGGCACACAGAGCGCACCUCAAAGGAACAGCCACAGGAAAAUGCCUCACAGGCCCUACAGGGACAGAACAGGCAGGCUCAGGCGGCUCAGGGGGCACAGGAGACAGUUUGUUUCCUCAGGCAGGAGAGUCGAUCCACAGCGCUGGGCAGCCUUGUGGGAGAAAACUAAGAGAAACUCAACACUGACAGACAAACGGGGAGAAGUUGCAACAGAACCACCCAUUCAAGUCCAAAAGUUCUCAGAGGUACCUGGGGCUGACGAGGAGACCUCUGGUGAUCUCGGAUCUCCAGAGGAAGAAUUCAUGAUGCCAGUAACAGAGAGAGCCCCAGUACCUGCUCUGGGGAGACCAAUGGAACGUGUGAUCACUGCAGGGCCCGGGGGCACUGUGAGUCACACUCCUGCCAGGAAAACCUCCCUCCUGGUCACAGAGGCAGUAACUCCUCUACCCUCUCCUCUUCCACAGUCUGUGUCACCUGGCAGCAGAAGGCCACAAACAUAUCCAAAACCUACAGACUCAUGGGAAAGAUCUGAUUUGAGUCAAAUAUCAGCAAAUGGUGUGAAACAAUCAACCGUAUCAAGUGGAGCAAGUGGAACAUCCACAGUCUUCCCUGCUGGGCAAAGGCUGGUGUAUUCUGGGCAGGGUAAUAACCAGCAUCUAAAAUCUGCACCCAUGACACCCAUGACAGAAGCUACAGACACCAGUAAGGCUGUAGCUCCCCAAAACACAAUUGACAAGAUACAUGUUUUUACUGAGUCUAUUGAAAAGGUUUCCACCAAAACAGAUCACCAGGUCCCUGUGGUGACAGUCAGUGCACCAAGCCCUGAGGUUGGUCCCAUUUAUUCUCAUGCUGCUCAGAAAGGAGGAACCCCUAGGCCAGCAGUGGCCUCAACUAUCACUACUCAUCAGCCAGCUUGGGUUAUCCAGGACGUUCCAACUCACACACCCCAGCUCCAGCAGCAGUAUGGAAGACGAAGGAAAAUUUCUGGUCGGAGACAGAUUGUGAGACCAGGACGUAUCCCAAGUUUGAAAGAGCACCGAUACAAUUUUGGGAGGGCAGGGUCUGCCAGAGGAAAUACAGCUGUGGCUGCAGGUGUUCAACUGAAUAUGAAAUAUGUAUCAAAUGUACCAACCUUAAAUAAUUUAAGCAGCUCCAUCAACUCAUUUAGCCCAGAAGCCCCCCUGUCCUCCCCCUCCACCAUGAAUUUGCCAUUGGAGCAAAUGGGUACCCCUCAAAACACAUUGUUCCUCAAGGAAGAGGAAAACGAACAUAGUGCAAGGCAAAAAGCUGCUACCACAGUCACGUCUGUCACUACAAAGGGCACUGCUACUACUCGCAACCCUACCAAACUGUUGGGUUUGAAGCCAACAGUCACAUCUUUUAUUACUCUUCGAUCUGACACUAGAAUCACCAAAAGUAAAAUAUUAAGAGUGGGAGGAAGGAGAGGUCAGAGGAGGAAGAAGCCCCCUAAAACAUCUGCCCUGCAGCAUGUGGCUGCAGCCCACAGCACUGCAGCCACCCCCCCCGUGAGCACAGCCACCCCCGUGGUGACAGCAGGUACAUCACCAGCUGUGUCUCCAAGUCUUACACCUGCAAAACCUCUCCCUGGGAGCGUCAGCGCCGUCGCUGUAACCGAAACACCAGCACUGUGGAUCUCUGACACCCCAGAGCCACCUCAGCAUGUACCCACAGCAGCCACACAGACCCUGGUGACCCCGGUCACACAGAGGAGCUCCCAGCUGGCCACGUCACUGCCCACCAGUCCGACUGCUCACAGCCCCACCACCUCCACCACAGCUCUCCAAACCCCACCAUGGCUGGAUGAGCCUCCUGGUGCUGCAAGUGCCCAACCUGCUGCAGUCAGUGCCACAUCAGGGGCAGCAUCUGCUCAGCACAUCAGAGCCACUGCCAUGGCAGGAGAAUUCCACCUGAAAAUGGGGGAGACAGUUAGCAAGGAAAACCAGGCAGCACAGCCCACAUUCCCAGCAAGAACUGUGUCAAGUGCUCCUGCUGCACUCACAGACAUCAUCAUUCCCAGCACUCAGCAUCCCACCCCUCUGCCAGCCCCGAUGGCAGCUGUGCCACUUGCACCUACUGUGAGAGCCCACCUGCCUCCAUGGGAGCAUGUCCAGUUCUGGCCCAGGCCACGUACCAAAGGCACAGAGAGGGGCAACACGCUGACUGUCGGGACACUGACCACACCGAAGUCAUCACAGACAGCAGCUCCGUGGGGAAGGGACAAGGACAGCUCUGCCAGAGGCUGGUCUGAAUGGAGACAAGAUCAAGAAACCACCACCACCCCCCCCAGUCCCAUCGUCUUGGGCUCUGCAAGCACAAACCAUUUUGCAAAGCCCAGAAUAGUUGGAGGGAAAUUGGCUGCUUUCACUGUGCUGGCAAAUUCUGACGCUUUUAUUCCUUGUGAAGCUACUGGGAACCCCCGCCCAGCAAUACACUGGACCAAGAUAUCGUCAGGGCCCGACGCUCCGGGGCGCGGCGGUGCCGGCAGGUGGGUGGUGUUUGCCAACGGGACGCUGUCCAUCCCCCAGGUGGGCCUGGGGGACCGCGGGCAGUACCUGUGCACCGCGGCCAACGCGCUGGGCACGGCACGGCUCCUGCUCACCCUGUCGGUGGUGGCCUACCCGCCCCGCAUCGCCGGCACCCGCCACCGGCUCCUCACCGCGCACGCCGGCAACACCGUGACCGUGUCGUGCAAGGCCGAGGGCAGGCCCCCUCCCACCAUCUCCUGGGUGCUGGCAAAUAACACCCACCUCUCCAGCUCCUCCGCAGGACAUGACAAAGCUCACGUGGAAGCAGACGGCACUUUAGUCAUCCGGGAAGUCACCGUGUACGACAGGGGCCUCUACACCUGCCUGGCCAAAAACCCCGCGGGCACCGACACGCUGGCUCUGAGGCUGCAGGUCGUUGUGGCCCCUCCCACCAUUCUGGAGGAGAAGAGACAAAGCAUGGAAGGAAAGAUGGGGGAAAGCCUGAAAUUCCCUUGCACAGUGCAAGGGAACCCUCAGCCCACUGUCCAUUGGGUCCUCCCUGAUGGCACAGCAGUGAAGCCUCUGCAGUUGGUACACACGAGGCUGUUCCUGUUCUCCAAUGGCACCCUCCACCUCGGCAGCAUCGGCCCUUCCGACGGCGGGAACUACGAGUGCAUAGCCACGAGCUCCAGCGGCUCGGACAGGAGGGUGGUCAGCCUCGUGGUGGAGCACAGGGACACGCUUCCAAAGAUAGCCAUCACCUCUCAAGAACUGACUCACCUGAAUUAUGGAGAUAAGUUGCUUCUGAACUGCACAGCAACCGGGGAGCCCAAGCCCAGGAUCAUGUGGAGGUUGCCCUCCAAGGCUGUGGUGGACCAGUGGCACAGAAUGGGAAGUCGGAUCCAUGUCUACCCCAACGGAUCCCUGGCUAUUGAGGCAGUCACUGAAAAGGAUGCAGGUGAUUACCUGUGUGUCGCAAGAAACAGACUUGGGGAUGAUCUGAUCCUGAUGAGAGUCAGCAUCACAAUGAAACCUGCCAAGAUUGACCACAAGCAGCACUUCAAGAAACUGGUGCCAUAUGGCAAGGAUUUCAGAGUGGACUGCAAGGCCUCAGGGUCGCCCACGCCAGAAAUAUCUUGGGGUCUGCCAGAUGGAACGUUGGUCAACAACGCAAUGCUGGCGGAUGACAGCGGGCACAGGUCCCGCAGGUACGUCCUCUUUGACAAUGGGACUCUGUACCUCAACAAAGCUGGGGUGACAGAAGGAGGAGAUUACACCUGCUAUGCCCAAAACACUCUGGGGAGGGAUGAGAUGAAGAUCCGUGUCACAGUCAUCGUGGCAGCCCCUCAGAUAAAGCACAAUUACAAGACAUACGUUACAGUGUCAGCUGGACACACGGCACUGCUGGACUGUGAAGCUGCUGGAGAUCCCAGGCCACAGAUAUUCUGGUUGCUGCCUUCCAGUGAGAUGAUCUCCUCGUCCACGGGCAGACACUUCCUGCACACCAACGGCUCUCUCUCCAUCAGCCACGUCAAACUGCUGGAUGCUGGGGAGUACAUGUGUGUGGCUCGGAACCCUGGUGGGGAUGACACCAAACUGUAUAAGCUGGAUGUGGCUGGUAAACCCCCCAUCAUAAACGGCCUAUACAGGAACAAAACAAUCAUGAAGGUAACAGCAGUGAGGCACUCAAAGAAACACAUUGACUGCCGGGCAGAGGGGACACCUGCCCCUCAGAUUAUGUGGGUCAUGCCUGAUAACAUUUUCCUAACAGCCCCGUAUUAUGGGAGCAGGAUCGUGGUGCACAAAAAUGGGACACUUGAGAUUCGGAAUAUCAGGCCUUCGGACACGGGGGAUUUCAUCUGUGUGGCACGGAACGACGCGGGAGAGAGCGUGCUGGUGGUGCAGCUGGAGGUCACAGAAAUGCUACGGCGACCAAUGUUCAAAAACCCAUUCAACGAAAAAAUAAUAGCAAAACCUGGGAAAACUAUCACACUGAACUGUUCUGUGGAUGGAAACCCUCCCCCAGACAUAAGCUGGAUGCUGCCCAAUGGCACAUGGUUUUCCAGCAGCAUCAGCACGUCCCAGUUUCUCACAGGAAGCAAUGGGACCCUGACCAUCUACAGUCCCAGGAGAGACCAAGCCGGGCGGUACCGCUGUGCUGCCCGGAACCAGGUUGGCUAUAUUGAAAAGCUGAUCGUCCUGGAGGUUGCCCAGAAGCCCAAUAUCCUCACCCACCCCGUGGGGCUGGUGAAGGGCGUCAGCGGGGAGCCGCUGUCCCUUCACUGCCUGGCCGAGGGGAGCCCCAAGCCCAGCACCACGUGGACACUGCCGGGGGGCCGCGUGCUGGACCGGCCGCAGGUCAGCGGGAGGUUCCUGCUGCUGGAGAACGGCACCCUGGUCAUCAGGGCGGCCACCGCCCACGACGGGGGCACUUACGUGUGCCGGGCCCGCAACGACGCCGGCGACUCCUCCGUGAGCGUGGCCGUGGCCGUGGCCGCCCACGCCCCGCGCAUCACGGGCAGGCCCCCGCCCGCCCUGCACACCGUGCCGGGGGCAGCCCUGCAGCUCCACUGCACCGCCCUGGGGACACCCAAGCCGGACAUCACCUGGGAGUUACCUGACCGCUCCACGCUCUCCACAGCUCACCAGGGCCGAGGGGCUGGGGGUGAGCUGCUGCACCCCACCGGGACUUUGUUCCUCCAGAACCCCCGACCCUCCAGUUCCGGCAUGUACAAGUGCACGGCCAGGAACCCCCUGGGCAGUGACUUCGCAGUAACAUACGUCCACGUCAUCUGAAGUCAGACGUGCAGCAGGAAUGAUGGUGAACACGGGCUGCAGCUGGACUGAGGUCAUCCUUGGAAUGAGUUUAAUCAAAGGCAUCCAGAGGCACCGAGUGCCUGGAAAACAUUUACAAUAUUCAGUCUGCAGUGACUGGGCAAAAGGAGAGAGGAAGGGGAAAAUUAGCUCUAGCAUUGUUAGCUAGCAUUGCUUCUCUCCAUGUUCAAGGGAUUUAAAUUAAAGCAAACUCUGCCAGCAAACAUAGACCAUCAAACACAAUUUACUUUCUGGAAAUGUACACAGAGAGCUCCUGUAUGGACAGACUUUUUCAGUACUGCCCACCCGGUAUGAUUGUCAUAAGCACAGAUCAUAGAGAGCAAGAACAUCUGGGAACUAAAGAGCAGGUUUAUUG
Manacus vitellinus (golden-collared manakin) is the source of this 7831-nucleotide messenger RNA. RefSeq names its product immunoglobulin superfamily member 10 (gene IGSF10). NCBI's taxonomy places the organism in Eukaryota, Metazoa, Chordata, Aves, Passeriformes, Pipridae. Gene Ontology annotation, molecular function: protein binding. The transcript has 7 exons. The record is from RefSeq and is a predicted model, not a curated record. The coding region runs from base 1 to 7437 and encodes 2478 amino acids. Gene Ontology annotation, cellular component: extracellular region.